Molecule: messenger RNA, 1518 nt
Organism: Phytophthora sojae
Lineage: Eukaryota; Oomycota; Peronosporomycetes; Peronosporales; Peronosporaceae
Exons: 6
Coding region: 1-1518 (505 amino acids)
Biological process (GO): tRNA dihydrouridine synthesis
Cellular component (GO): cytoplasm
Molecular function (GO): nucleic acid binding; tRNA dihydrouridine synthase activity; zinc ion binding
Source: RefSeq, a predicted model, not a curated record
AUGUCGGAGCUCUACGAGAACAAAGUAUGCCUCUCGCCCAUGGUUCGCUCGGGCACUCUGCCGCUGCGUCUGCUGUCGCUGCGCUACGGCGCCGACCUCGUCUACGGCGAGGAGAUCGUCGACAAGCGCAUCAUCUCUGCGGUGCGCGUCCCUAACGACGUCGUGAACGCCGUGGACUUCGUCAGUCGCAACGGCGACUCGGUGGUGUUCCGUACGUGCCCGGAGGAGGCGGGCAAGGUCGUCUUCCAGAUCGGAACGGCCGAUGCAGUGCUGGCGCUCAAGGCGGCGGAGGCGGUUGCCCGUGAUGUUGCCGCUGUGGAUAUUAACAUGGGUUGCCCCAAGCACUUUUCGGUCCAGGGUGGCAUGGGCGCGGCGCUACUGCGGAAGCCUGAAGUGGCUUGCGAUAUCAUCAAAACCCUGCGCCGCAACCUGAACAUCCCGGUAUCGUGCAAAAUUCGCCUACUCCCAGAGAUUCAAGACACGAUCGAUACUGCCAAGCGACUCGAAGAUGCUGGAGCAUGUGCAGUUGGCGUUCACUUGCGCCAGAUCCACGAGCGACCCCACAACAAAGCAAGCUGGGACAGGCUGGCGCCCGUUGUGUCUGCUCUCUCUGUUCCUGUGCUCGCAAAUGGCGAUGUGUUUGAGCAUGAAGACAUCGAUAAGCUUCGCAAAAUUUCUGGCGCGUCUUCCUUCCUCAUCGCUCGCGGUGCCCUCGCUAACCCGUCAAUCUUCCGGAAGGAAGGCCGUUUGCCCAUCGACCAAGUGGUGAAAGACUACCUGAAGGCUGCAGCUGAGACGGACAAUGUGUACCAGAACACCAAGUACAACGUCAUGCGCAUGAUCCCGAGCUCGCUCGAAGACGCGUUCGCAAGCGGCAACAAGUACGGGUACGCCAAGGGCGCGCAUGUCGUUACUGUACCCGAGCUCGCGGCCAUGAGGAACGGACUGCAGAUGUAUUCGCUCUGGGACCUCCAGAAGUACUACAAUCAGUGCCAGGACCAGUUCCGAGCGAAGGCUGCGGCACUGGAGAAGUCUGCACAGUCUCAAGAGCUGGACUCGGAAACUCUGGCGACCCUCCCGGGCGCUCAGGAUCGGUAUGCUGAGUCGCUUCAGUCAGCGGAAGCCGAGAAACCGAAGGCUCGGAACAACCGCGCUGGCAAGCCCGAGCUGUUCUGCGAGACUUGCAAGAUCCAGUUGCUCAGUGACCAAGACGUGAAGCUCCACUACAAGGGCCGAAAGCACAAGAACGUGCUGCGCCGCCAGACGGCCACGACUAUCUCCAAGUUCGUUGCAAAAGCGCAGAUUGAGCAACCUGUCGCCGCCGCUCAGACGACAAGCGCUCCCGUUAGCAACAGUGAUGAGAGCAGCAAGACAUCGCCGAAAGAACGCGAGCACGAAGGCGAGGACACGCGAGACUCGAAACGCGUGAAGCUUGGCAGCGAGACUUCAGCUGAUCUUACCAAGGACAAAGUUGCGGAAAACAACACUGAAGCAUCCGCUUCGCCCACGGAGCCCUGA